CCUGAAAUGUUUACAAAAGUCGAAGUGGUUAUCUGGAGUUUAGCAAAUCUGCUAGUGAUAUUAGUCUGGCAACCUAUACCCUGUGAUAGCGGGAGAUUCAAACGAAUCAUAGGUGGAGCUUCGGUUAACAUAACCAGUUUUCCUUAUCAGGUUGCGCUGCUGCUGGAAAAGAAAAGAUGUGCCGGUUCUGUGCUGAGUGAUCGAUGGAUUUUAACAGCUGCUCACUGUGUGAGGAAUCAGACAAAGGUGGCUAUUCGAGCAGGAUCGAAUCAUUUCUACAGUGAAGGCGUGUUGGUGGCCGUGCGGAAUAUUUUUAUGCAUCCCAUGCAGAAUGACUGGAGAAAUUUUGAUUUUUCACUUUUGGAACUUGCGGAACCGCUGGUUUUAAGUGAGAGUAUUCAACCGAUAGAGCUACCAACUCCGGGUCAAUGUUUCUCAGACGGAACAUUUUGCAAAGUAUCAGGCUGGGGCCAAACCGGAAAUGUAAAUGUGUCAAGAUAUUUCUUACGGGGCACUACUGUUGCAAUAUACAAUCAGGAAAAAUGUGCCUAUAACUACAGAUAUUUAGGAACAGUUAAGGAAAAUAUGCUAUGUGCGGGAUACGACCAAGGAGGAAAGGAUUCUUGCGCGGGUGAUUCCGGAGGACCUUUGGUGUGCAAUGGUGUACUGGCAGGAAUAGUAUCUUGGGGAGGAAAAUGUGCUGAAGCCGGCCAACCGGGUGUUUACGGUCGUGUAACCAGUGCCCUGAACUGGAUUACUGGGACUAUAAAUUCGGAAACCUUGCUAGGUUCGAGUCUCACACCACGUCCAUAAAGAGAACAGACACACACAUACAUAAAAAAGUGGUUCAGCAACUUGCCCAAGCGAUGUGUUGAUCUGGGAAUGGGCAUGUCUGCUGAUCCUUUGCUUGUCAUAUGUUUUUGUUUGGUUACGAGAAUUUUUUGUUCUGGAAUAAAGCGAACAAUAAUUAAAUUGUUCAAAAUAGUA
Molecule: messenger RNA, 987 nt
Organism: Malaya genurostris
Lineage: Eukaryota; Metazoa; Arthropoda; Insecta; Diptera; Culicidae
Product: trypsin 3A1-like
Exons: 4
Coding region: 7-813 (268 amino acids)
Biological process (GO): proteolysis
Molecular function (GO): serine-type endopeptidase activity
Source: RefSeq, a predicted model, not a curated record